Strongylus vulgaris is the source of this 423-nucleotide messenger RNA. Lineage: Eukaryota; Metazoa; Nematoda; Chromadorea; Rhabditida; Strongylidae. The record is from the annotation of a GenBank genome assembly.
GUUGACCCAUGCGAGGAUUUUUUCGAAUUUGCUUGCGGCAAUUGGAUAGCGAAUCAUCCAAUUCCCAGGGACAAAACUAGAUUCUCUGUCAUUGAUGUGCUAUCAGGCAAAGUACAAGGACAAAUGCGAGAAAUAUUCGAAUCCAAUGAGGUAUUCGCCUCGAAAUCCAUGAAUGCUCUGAAAUCCAUCUACAGAAGAUGCAUGGACAAGGACGAACUGAAUCGCAUUGGUGCCAGACAAAUGAUAGAAAAGAUCAAGAGCUUUGGUACAUGGCCGAUGCUUGAAGGAGAUGAGAAGUGGCGAGUGAACACCUUCGAUUUGACUUCAUUGCUGGCUUUUGUAUCACGUAAUCGCGGUGUCAAUGCGUUCAUCACCUAUAUCAUCGAUGUCGAUGACAAGAACACCUCCCGGCGUCUCAUCAGG